Messenger RNA from Branchiostoma belcheri (Belcher's lancelet), 1787 nucleotides. Its product is annotated as E3 ubiquitin-protein ligase TRIM71-like. Gene Ontology annotation, molecular function: ubiquitin protein ligase activity; protein binding; translation repressor activity. The coding region runs from base 353 to 1666 and encodes 437 amino acids. The transcript is spliced from 2 exons. The record is from RefSeq and is a predicted model, not a curated record. Gene Ontology annotation, biological process: proteasome-mediated ubiquitin-dependent protein catabolic process; negative regulation of translation; signal transduction. NCBI's taxonomy places the organism in Eukaryota, Metazoa, Chordata, Leptocardii, Amphioxiformes, Branchiostomatidae.
CAAUUUUUCUCAACAGUCAAAAUGAAUGUUGUUGGGUUGUUCUGCUACCGAUAUUAUAAAGACUAGCUGGACAAUAAUGUAAGGGCCAGAUAUAUAAAUGUCAUUGAUUAUCGUGGACAUAACGCUGUAUUCUAUUGUAUAGAUAAUCUGUAGUCACUCUGUACAUAAUGUAUGACGAACUUUGUUUCCCAUACUGUACAUUCUAUAUCACCUUGCAGGUGUCAGGAGGUAUUUCAUCUUCAUAAAGAACAAGGUGAGCUCAGACUGGAAGGACCUGGCUUGGUGUCUGGGGUUUGAGGCUCCAGAUAUAGAAAACGUAAAAGGCAAAGAACAUGACGACAAGUCUCGCUGUAUGGAACUACUGUGGGAAUGGCAGAAGCGGAAGGGAAACGCGGCCACCAUACAUGUGCUGAUGGAGGCACUAAAAAACGCACAGCUACAACUUGUUGUGGACAGUCUGAAGGGCGAAUUUCCUGAGUUGAAUGAAAAGCCAAAUUCUGAUAUGGGGAAGGCUGAGAACAUUGAAGCCAUAAGGAAGGAAAUAAAGAUGCUAGAAGAGAAUUCGAAGAAAGCCCUCCUGGAACAGAAGGCAGAAAUGAACAAGAAAAUACAGCAGCUUCAGGAGACCAUGAUGAAGGAAAUGGAGGCCAGAAAUGAGGAGCUGCUGACUGCCAAGCAACCAGUGGAGGGUGGAAGUCAGCAAAAAUAUCCUGUCAAAACCAUGUCCGACCAACUUUCUAUCGAUAAACCCACAGCAACAAAUACAGGACAUGUCCAACAGUCAGUGGUUCAGACUAAAAGGAAAUAUACAGGAACAACUGUCAGACCAAUCAGGGUGGGACAACCAUGGGUGGAGAAAGUCAGGUUUGGGGGAAGGGGAUCAGGUAGGGGGGAAUUUAAACGUCCUAGGGGAGUAGCUGUUUCACAUGACAAUGAGGUUUACAUUGCUGAUUGGUUUAACACCAGAAUCCAGGUGUUCACAAUGGAUGGUGUUUAUAUCAGAGAGUUCACAAUAACUCUGCCAGGGGAAACGGGUAAAAAGUUAGAACCACAUGAUAUUGCUGUAGACAGAAAUGACAAGAUGUGGGUGGUGGGUAAUGAUUAUGUAGCGCAGUAUUCCAGGGAAGGCACCUGUUUGGCCACAAUGGAACUGCCACAUGCUCGAUUUAUCCGUGGCAUAACUGUAGCUAUGGCAACAGAACAGGUGAUUGUUACAGAGUAUGAUGGGCAAAAUGGUCGACUUCGAGUGUUUAACCAAGAUGGUUCUGAGGUGGGGACAUAUGGUUCAGGUCAUAGGUCACCAGAGCCUUGGUGGCCACUGUAUGUCACUGUGGAUGGGGAGGGGAACAUUCUGGUCACUGAUGGCAAAAAUCACUGUGUCCAUGUCUGGGACAGAGAGGGGAACUUCAAGUUCAAGUUUGGGAGUGAGGGAUCUGAUGAAAGUCAGCUGAAAAAUCCUCAGGGCAUUUGUGUUGAUGGGAAAGGAAACAUCAUUGUGGCUGACAGAGGAAAUGGUUGUGUGAAAAUGUUUGACAGUCAGGGCAGAUUUCUGUGUUACAUUGGAAGUGGUAUGAAGGGUCCCCAGGCUGUUACUGUGUCACCAAGUGGAGAUGUGGUGGUGACUGAUUGGACAGAUAAUACUGUAUCAGUCUGGACACAGGUUUAGUGCUGUACCAUAUACAGGUGACAGAAUAUUCAUAACUUGAGUUGCCAUGCAAAAUCUUGGUGUUCAUUGGGUUAUUAGCAGUGUCCAUUGUUCAAUAAAGAAUAAUAAUAAUAAAGGAAUU